AUGCCGACGCCCGCGCUCGCGCGCCUCGCGCUCGCGCGCCCGCGCGCGGACGUCCGCGCGGCGCGCGCGCGCGCGCGCGCCAACGUCAACGCCGACCUCGCGGACGUCGAGCGCGACGCGCGGAACGCCGGGCGCGCGCUCGUGCGCGUCUCGCGCGCGUUCGCCGUCGACCUCGGCGACGCCGCGCGCGACGGCGCGCGCACCGCGCGCGAGUACGUCGCGCUGCCGGCGACGGAGUACAAUCUCAUCGACCCGGAGAACGUGUCGCGCGCGAGCGACGACGCGAACGGGUUCGUCGUGAGCGCGGGGAGGCAAAAGCUGCUGUUUCUGGACGUCGAGCCGCGCGGGACGGUGCGCGUCGACGCGAGCGAGGAGGGAUGCGUGCAGUCGCUCGUGGACGCGGUGAUCGUGAAUCGUAACCCGGACGACGCGAAGGCGACGAAAAUAAUCGACGCGAUCAACGCGAGCCUGAAGGACCUGCGGUUGAGGAACGAGGUGACGGCGACGCGCUGCGAGGACACGGGGCGGGCGAGCAUACGAUGCCAAAUCGACGUGUGGGGGGACUUUCGAGAGGGCGUGUUCGCGCGCGCGGGAACGCGGUUGAACACGAUCUUAGGAUGGAGCUUGGGGGCGGUGAUGCCGUGGUUUUUGACGCAGCUCGCGGCGGAUUACGCGAGAUGGGCGCGCGACGAGCCGCGGACGACGGCGGAGAACGCGUCCCUGGCGAGCGUGGCGGGGAAAAUCAUCGCGGGGAGUCGAGGGAAGCUUCCCGAGGGCGUGCGCGAGUGCGAGUGCGUUGAAAUAGUGCGAUAA
This is a messenger RNA of Ostreococcus lucimarinus CCE9901, 813 nucleotides long. RefSeq lists its product with no specific name. The transcript has a single exon. NCBI's taxonomy places the organism in Eukaryota, Viridiplantae, Chlorophyta, Mamiellophyceae, Mamiellales, Bathycoccaceae. The coding region runs from base 1 to 813 and encodes 270 amino acids. The record is from RefSeq and is a predicted model, not a curated record.